Zootoca vivipara (common lizard) is the source of this 2686-nucleotide messenger RNA. The record is from RefSeq and is a predicted model, not a curated record. NCBI's taxonomy places the organism in Eukaryota, Metazoa, Chordata, Lepidosauria, Squamata, Lacertidae.
AAGGACCGGCAUAGACUCCUUUCUAUCCAGGUCAGUCAACAUUUGCUCAGUUAUAACCAGGUAAUUUAUAACAGAUCAUCAGUACUUGCAUUUGCUAUGCCUUUUCUGCAAAGAGAUUUCCAGGUGACAAUGAAGCUGCUGCAGCUGAUUGUCUUCCACAAAGCCUGGUUGAUGGGGAGCGGCCAGCUCCAUUAUUCUGUGCCAGAGGAAUCCCAGCAUGGCACCUUUGUGGGCCGCAUCACUCAGGAUCUGGGGCUGGAGGUGGGAGAGCUGGUGCCUCGGAUGUUCCGGAUGGUUUCCAAAGACCAUGAGGAUUAUUUGGAGGUAAAUGUGCAAAAUGGGAUCUUGUUUGUUAGUUCCCGGAUAGACAGGGAGGAGCUUUGCAGCAAGAAUCCCGUGUGCACCAUUCACUUGGAAGUGAUCCUGGAUAAGCCCCUGCGGGUUUUUCAUGUGGAAGUGGAGAUCAGGGAUAUAAAUGACAAUGCUCCUGUUUUCUCGGAGGGUGAGGAGGUUUUGAGUGUCGCAGAAUUAACAUUGCCAGGUGCUCAUUUCCCUCUAGAGGGAGCCUCAGAUGCAGAUGUUGGUGCUAACGCUCAACUGAAGUACAAGCUCAACUCCACAGAAUAUUUUGUUGUAGAAGAGAAAAUCAAUAGUAAAUCAUUAGUGCUUGUGUUAAAGAAACCUGUGGACAGAGAAAAAAUCCCUGUGCAUCGUUUAGUGCUAACAGCUACAGAUGGGGGUCAACCAGAACUCACAAGCACAGUCCAUCUUGAGAUCACUGUGAUUGAUGCAAAUGACAAUGCACCUGUAUUUAAUCAAUCUAUUUAUAAGGUGAAACUGUUAGAAAAUGUGGCAGAUGGAACAUUGGUUAUUCAUCUCAAUGCAACAGACUUGGAUGAAGGAAGUAACAAGGAAAUCGCCUACUAUUUCAGUAAGCAUGUUUCUCCCAAUGUAAAAAAGACAUUCAGUAUAGAUUCAGUUACAGGUGAGAUUAGGGUAAAAGGAAAAGUGGAUUACGAAGAUAUCAAUCUGUAUGAUAUUGAAAUUGAGGCGAAAGACAAAGGAACCCCUCCUCUCUCAGGGCACUGCAAUGUCAUCAUAGAAAUAAUGGACGUCAAUGACAACAUCCCGGAAGUAUCAGUGACAUCGCUAUCAGUUCCUGUGUCAGAGAACUCCCCACUGGAGUCAGUGGUGGCCCUGAUCAGUGCCUCAGACAAGGACGCUGGGACCAAUGGACAAGUAAACUGCUCUCUGUGGCCUCCUGGGCUCCCCUUCAAGCUGGUAUCUACUUUCAAGAAUUACUACUCACUGGUGCUAAAUGAACCUUUGGAUCGAGAACAGGUUGCAGAAUACAAACUAGUUGUAACUGCAAGAGACCAAGGGGAUCCAUCCUUGUCAGCCAGCAGCACCCUGGUUGUGCCCAUUGGUGAUGUGAAUGACAACGCACCUGCUUUUGCUCAGACUUCCUACACAGUUUUUGUGAAGGAGAACAACCCACCUGGUGCUCACAUCUUCACAGUGUCUGCCUCAGAUCCAGAUGUGGCUGAGAAUGCUCUGGUCACCUAUUGGAUAGAUGAGAACCUCUGGCCACUGUCAAGCUACAUCUCGGUACACUCAGAAAGUGGGAAUGUCUAUGCUUUGCAGCCCUUGGAUUAUGAGGAACUGAAGCUGCUGGAGUUCAAAGUGAGUGCAAAGGAUGCCGGGUUGCCCUCCUUGCACAGCAAUGUGAUGGUGCAGGUCUUUGUGGUGGAUGAAAAUGAUAACGCCCCAACAGUAUCUGGGCCAGAGAACACUCCCAUCUUGCUGGUCACCCCUUUGGUUGCUGGACAGAUGGUGGGCAAGAUCCGUGCCCUGGAUGCUGACUCAGGCUACAAUGCAUGGCUUCACUAUGAGCUUCAUGAGUCAACUAGCGGUCCUUGGCGGGUGGGCCUAUAUAGUGGGGAGAUCAGCACCACCCGUGUUUUGAAUGAGAUGGAGGGUGACGCUGGCAGCCAGAGUCUGCUGGUACUGGUGAAGGAUCAUGGCAAGCCAAUGCUGUCAACCACAGCCACCCUGAGUGUGUCACUGGUGGUCAGUGCUCAGGCCAUCCACACAGAUGGCUACCAUUCUAGAGCAGGAGGGAGCUCCAAGCCACUCGAAGAGAACAAAAAUGUCUACCUGAUCAUUGCCAUCUGCUCAGUUUCCACAUUGUUUCUGCUGGCAAUCAUUGUGUAUAUGGCUCUGCGAUGCCAGUGUCAACCCAAGGAGCCCGUGAUGUAUGGUCCUGGCACAGCCACACUGGUUUGUGCCAGCGAAGUGGGCAGCUGGUCCUAUUCAAAUCGCCACAGCCAUAUCCUGGCAGCUGCAACUGGGGAGCCUGGCGCCAAGAAUGACCUCAUGGUUUUUACCCCCAACAUCCCUGCCUUUAUGGAGAAUGGAGAGCUUGGGAACGGGAAGGAAAUGGCUCCAACCUCAUCUGGACAGGUAAGUCUCAGGAGAUGGCUUUCCUUCUUUAAUUUUUCUAUAUUGUUUUACUAAGUCAGCAUCUACAUACAAAACAAAUAUCCAGCUUGAGACUUACUGUAGAGAAUGAGUUCACGCAAAAUCAAAAGUACCAGUGUGUGUUCUUGUCUUCCAAUCAUCCAAGAGAGGUACUAUAUUCCAGAAGGAUAACAUGGCCAGUUGUUAAAAAAAUUGCUGAAGGUUC